This is a messenger RNA of Rhopilema esculentum, 4025 nucleotides long. Its product is annotated as ubiquitin conjugation factor E4 B. Gene Ontology annotation, molecular function: ubiquitin-ubiquitin ligase activity. Gene Ontology annotation, biological process: protein polyubiquitination; ubiquitin-dependent protein catabolic process; ERAD pathway. Gene Ontology annotation, cellular component: nucleus; cytoplasm; ubiquitin ligase complex. Lineage: Eukaryota; Metazoa; Cnidaria; Scyphozoa; Rhizostomeae; Rhizostomatidae. The record is from RefSeq and is a predicted model, not a curated record.
AUAAAUUUUUUCUUCUGCGUUCAACAUCAAAGAGGAGCAAUGGCAGAGUUCUUCAAUUAUGCCAUUUGUUAGAUUACUUUUCGGUGUCAAGUUUGAUUUUUAAACAGGAAAGAUGACUUAAAACAGCGCGGUAGCUAUGAAAGAGUAAAGAUAUGCUGGCGACCAGUUUUAAAAGCGCAGCGAGUUCAUCGUGAAUUGUCCUAUAAAUCAGGCCGUGAUUUGUCAAGAUAUUUACCCGAUUACAGAAGUACAUUCAAAGAUAGAGAAUUAGAAAUGAGUGAAUUGUCACAAGAAGAGGUUCGAAGAAGGCGUCUAGAACGUUUUACCAACAGUAAUGCAUCACCAACAACAUCACAAACAGAUGAACAGUCAUCUCCCAGUACAUCAACAUUGCCUCAGCCAACCAUUGAUGUUGCUAGUGCUAGAAAGCGAGUUGCCAACAGCCCCAAAACGUAUGGUGGAUCUACCCCCUCAUCAGCAGCUAUCUUAUAUGACACAACACCACCAAGCUUUUCAUCUGCUGAUAGUGGAAUUGCCACACAGUCAAUGGAGAUUGACAGCCCAGAUCCAGACAAGGGCGAAAAGCGAACAUCUCAAUUUAUGCUCACUCCACCCUCUGAUGGAAAGUUCAAAAAACAACACACUGUCAAGAAAGUUUUGGAAAAGGAUUUGGUUCCUAUGCAGUGGGAUUUCUAUUCUGUGUCCUUGUGUAAAAUUUUUGAUGUCUCAUUGAAGCCACCAAUUGUUGAUUUAAAUCCAGGCCACUUGUUGCAUAUUGUUCCUCAAAUAUAUUCUCCUGAUGGCAAAGCACAAGAGUUUGAUUUCAAAGAUGUGAUGCAGCAGAUUUUGAUGGAACAGCACCUUUCUGGGUCCUACAAGGAAAUACCAGCUGAUAUUCCGUCACCAGACAGAGGUAUGGAAUCGAAUCCAGCAAUGCUGAUAUCAGAGUCACUCACCCAGCUUUCGUCACGUAACAACAUGGCGGCAUUGGCGACAGAAGAUAUGGUUGAGAAGUCACCUGUUACACAGAAAAUAUCAGUUGCUUCAAUGCUGGAGACUGGUACAUGCGAUGAAGUAUUUCUGAAAAAAGAGAUACGAUAUAUAAUCAACUGUUAUGAUCGAGUUGGAACUGAAGAAAGGUCUUUUCCAAAGCGUUCAAACGACCCCAAAUGGAAAGAGUUGCUUCAAACUGCCUGUGGUGCUUGUAUUUCACAAGCUUUAUUCGUACUUAGUGGCGAUUUUGAAGAUUCAGAGAUGAUUAUUCCUCGUAGAAGUGGCAACCGUUCUCCUCUCCUUUUCUUGCCAUUUCUGUUGGAAGAACGAGAAGCAUUUCCACGUGGCUUUCUGGCCGAUUUAGUUCAAAUGGCGCAUUCAAAUGGCUGUCUUGAUAGGAUAUUUUCACCACUGCUAAUGGAACUAUAUGAGCGAAUGAAGAACACGUCACUGGUUGACGAGGCAUACAAGGCUCCCUUAUUGGCACUUUCAGAACUAUCAGAAAUCAGGUUGCCGUUAUCAAUUAGGCCCAUCUGCUCCUUGCUUUCAAAACUUCCGUCCUGGAACCCAGAACCCAUGUCCAAUGCAGCAGCUAAAGAACUCGAGAGUCUUUCUUAUUUGGGACCUUUCCUUCAGCUCUCUAUAUUUGCAGAGGAUAAUUCACAAGUUGCCGAUAAAUAUUUUGCUGAUGGAAAACCAGGACAAGACCAUAUAGGACUAAUACACACAACGCUGAGAGUAGGCAUGCAGUUAUUGCGAUCAGAACUGUUCAAAAUCGUGUACAAUAACUUGCUGAAUCAAGAGAGCAGAGAGGCUUGUUUGCAAUAUAUUGCCAACAUUUUGAAUAGAAACAACAAGAAGUCGCAGCUUCAGGCGGAUGACAAGCUGCUAUCAAAGGAUGGACUUCUAAUAAAUCUGCUUUCAGUUCUUCAGCAGCUUUGUAUAAAAGUUAGACUUGAUAAGGUUGAUCAUCUUUACCCUUUUCAUCCAAAAUGCAAACUUGACAUGUCACAGUCUUCUCCAAUCAGAGCCACAAAGGAUGAAGUUGAUAAGUGGAAGAAAAGUUUUGAUAACAAAGCAUGGGGUGAAGUGAAAUUUCUAACCGAAUGCUUCUUUUUCACCUUCCAUUGCCAUCACCUAUCUAUCAUUCCUUGCAUACGAAAAUUUGCCAAGCGAAUACGAGCAUUGAGGGAUAUGAAUCGACUGGUGAACGAGCUUGAAUCACGUGACUCUGAGUGGAAAAACACACCACUAGCUGCUCGUAACAGAGCAUUGCUGAAGAAAUGGAAGUUACAAAUAAAGAAACUCGUAAAAGAAGAUGCUUGUGCUGAAGUAGUCAUCAUGGACGAAGAUCUGCUAAGACAAUGCUUAAGGUUUUACGGCACAGCUUCACAGUGGCUUCUUGGUUUAGCGACUGGGAAAGAAAUGUCGAGCCUAUCGCUCCCUUUACCCGAAACUGUUCCAACGCAUUUUGGUGCAAUGCCGGAUUACUUCAUUGAAGAUAUUGCAGAGUUCCUUCUGUUUGUUGACAUACAUGCGCCGCAGGUUCUUGAUGACCCAUGCAUCGAAGAUUUCAUGCCUUUCCUCGUUGUGUUGUUAUGCAAUUACAACUAUAUUGCCAACCCAUACCUAGCCGCGCAGUUGAUAGAAGUUAUUUUUGCCGUGGACCCCAGUGUCCAGGCACGUGCCAAGCCCUUCUACGAUGCUAUUGUUUCUUACCCAAUUGGAGAGCUGCAUUUGGCACCGGCUUUAAUGAAAUUCUACGUUUACGUGGAGACAACUGGAUCUUCGAACGAAUUUUAUGACAAGUUUGGUAUUCGCUAUCAUAUUUCUGUGAUAAUGAAAGGCCUUUGGAAGAGGCCAAUGCACAAGGCUUCAAUCAAGCAAGAAAGCAGGACACCGAAUUUUGUCCGUUUUAUAAAUAUGUUGAUCAACGACCUCACCUUCUUGCUGGACGAAUCAUUGGAUACCCUGAAGAACAUCCACGAACAUCAAGAGCUUAUUGCAAAUGCUGCUGAAUGGGAAGCCUUGUCUCGAGAAUUGAGAACCUCCCGUCAACGUCAACUGGCUACAGAUGAACGGCAAUGCAGGUCAUACCUCACUCUUGCAUCAGAAACCCUUGGAAUGCUGCACUACCUGACAAAAGAAAUACCGGAACCAUUUCUUGAAAAGGUCUUGUCAGAAAGACUGGCUGUUAUGCUGAAUUUCAACGUGAAGCAGCUUACCGGUGCCAAGUGUAAGAAUUUAAAGGUACGAAAUCCAGAAAAGUAUGGGUUUGAGCCAAAGAAAACGCUUGACAAGCUUACAGAUAUAUACCUGCAUCUUGAUGGAGAUGAAUUUGCAGAUGCUGUUGCUGCUGAUGAGCGGUCAUACAGCAAGGAAGCUUUUGACGAUUGUCUGUUUUUAUUAAAAAGAACCCUCCUUAAACCUGAAAGUGAAAUUGAGAAAUUCAAAAGAUUUGCUGACAAGGUAGAAGAAAUAUUUGUAGAGAAUAACAAAGCAGCCAUGGAUCUGGAUGAUGCUCCUGAUGAAUUCAGAGAUCCACUCAUGGACACUGUGAUGGAAAACCCAGUGCGCCUACCAAGCGGCAUCAUUAUGGAUCGCCAUAUCAUCACUAGACACCUUCUCAACUCUUCUACUGAUCCUUUUAACCGCCAAAGUCUUACUGUAGAUAUGCUAGUUCCAGAGCCUGACCUCAAGCAGAAGAUUGAAGACUGGCUUCGUUCUAAAAGAAAAAAGUAAAAUGUAGAAAUUUAGACUGAGUUUUUGUCUUGAAAAAUGUUGUAUAACUGGUAUUUAUGAAACAUAGCCAUUUUAAUCUUCGUUUCGCGUUUAUUAAGUGAACAUGGCAUAAAAAUAAAUAAAUAGUUAACUUCCUUGUUGCUUUUUUGAACAAUGAGUUGAGACAAACGACUGUAUGUGUAAGUGUUAUGGUAACCAACUCGAGGUUAACUUUUUUGUGAAAUACUUCACUUCCGUUGCAUUGAUUUGUAAAUUGGUUUGUCUUAUUAAAACCUGAAAUUUCAUUCAAA